Camellia sinensis is the source of this 2018-nucleotide messenger RNA. The record is from RefSeq and is a predicted model, not a curated record. NCBI's taxonomy places the organism in Eukaryota, Viridiplantae, Streptophyta, Magnoliopsida, Ericales, Theaceae.
AUGUCAGAUAAAAGAUCACCUACUGCAGAUCUUCUUACCACAUUCUUGGUUUUAUGCACAGCCAGCUUGGGAUUAAGCAGUGAUAUGUGUCAAGAAGAUGGUUCCGAUGUUUUUAAUGUGCUCGAUUAUGAAGUAGUUGGAGACGGGAUAAGGGAUGACUCCACAGCUUUUUUGGCAGCGUGGACAGCUGCCUGUGGAGCUGUGUUGGACACUUCAACCUUAUACAUACCAGAGGGUUCAACAUUCUUGCUAAAUCCAGCAAAAUUUCAAGGUCCCUGCAUGUCUUCCAGCAUAGAUGUUCAGGUCUAUGGGAAUAUCGUGGCGCCAGAUAUUAUGGCAUGGACUAGUCAAAACUUGAACAAUUGGCUCAUUUUCUCGAAUGUGAAUGGACUAACUGUCAGCGGGAAUGGACAAAUUGAUGGGCAAGGCUCAAAUUGCUCAAGAGAUGUUUGUUUCUUUGACUGCCAGGCAUUGGCAUUCCGUAACUGUAACAACCUUCAACUUAGUGGAUUGACACAUGUCAAUGGCCCCAGAAGCCAUAUAUCUGUAGUUGGCAGUACUGGAUUAACCAUAUCUAAUCUUCAAAUAACUGCGCCCAAGGACAGCCCCAACACGGAUGGUAUUGAUAUCUCUCAGUCGAGCAACGUGCAAAUCCAUGACUGCAUCAUUGAAACUGGUGAUGACUGUAUUGCCAUGGGUGGGGGAUUGGCCAAUAUCAAUAUUACUAGCGUGGCAUGUGGACCAGGCCACGGAAUAAGCAUUGGAAGCUUAGGAAGGGGUGGAGCAAUGGAUACGGUGGAAGAAGUACAUGUGAGAAAUUGUAGCUUCACUGGAACUAUGUUUGGAGCAAGGAUCAAAAGUUGGCAGGUAGGGUCUGGUUAUGCCAGAUAUAUCUCUUUCAAAGACAUUACACUCAUCGCAGCAGCAAAUCCUAUCAUCAUUGACCAGUUCUAUUGUACCACUGAUAAAUAUUGCACAAACAAACUAAUGUUCAAGACCGAGGCUGUUCAAGUGAGUGAUGUUACUUACGAUGGAUUUUAUGGGACAUCAAUCACAGACAAUGCAGUCAAACUUAGCUGCAGUGAGACUGUAGGGUGCACUGACAUUGUGCUAAGUAACAUUGCCCUAACCUCACAGUAUCCAAAUCAUGUCCUUUCCUCUUCAUGCUUGAAUGCUCAAGGAACAUCUACUGCAAUCAAUCCAGUAAUGGAUUGUUUAUUACCUUAGGUUCAUCAUUUAUCCAUUUUUGGUUCUUCCAUGUUGCCAUUGUGUCACUAUGGACAUUUCUAAGACACUGUACUACUGUUAUUAAUGUUUCAGGGAAGUACUGCCAAUAUUAUCACUUCAGACUACUAGAGCAGUUGUAAGUAUUUUGUUCAUUCUUUUUACUCUUGUCAUUCCAUCAGAUAAAGCUACACUCAAUCUAAUAUAAUGACUUCAAUUGUACAAUAAAACAUAAAUUAUAAAAUGUCAUCUGCAAAAGGUUUACAAUGAUAUGGCAAUAAGAAAAUUUUCCAGUACCGCCAGUAAUUUACACAUUAACAUGUACUCCAACAAGAAGUCGACUUUUCCUGUACCUCUAUUUUGUAUUGUGAAAAUGUUCUUUUCAAGUUUAGUCAUGUUGUGUUCAAGAAUUAAGUUAAGUUUGUAUUAGAAAAUUACUGUGACGAGUUUAAAUUUCUUUGCUUUCUCACUUGGCGUUCGCGUUCCUGGCUAAGUUCAUGAGGGAGUGACUGAAGAUGAGAGGAAUGUAAUUAUUUUGCAAAGGUGAAGAAGGGAGGCCUUAUGCUGAGGUUUUCAAUGUCAGAGACCUCUUACAGUAUACUUCUGGAAAAUACUACAAAAAGGAAAUAUUAAUUGGCAGUUUGCGUAUUUUGAUGCUAAGAUUCCAGAGGUGAGGUUUGUAAUGACGGACUAGAGUAUAUGCAUUUAGUGAAAUAAUAAACUAUUCAUAUUUAUAAAAACCACUAGAUAUCUAAAACAAUUACCCAUCCUUCUUUAAUCAAUUAAAUAGACAC